Messenger RNA from Postia placenta MAD-698-R-SB12, 2049 nucleotides. RefSeq lists its product as hypothetical. NCBI's taxonomy places the organism in Eukaryota, Fungi, Basidiomycota, Agaricomycetes, Polyporales, Adustoporiaceae. The transcript is spliced from 3 exons. Bases 1 to 2049 code for a protein of 682 amino acids. The record is from RefSeq and is a predicted model, not a curated record.
AUGCUCAUCUACCUGCUCCCCGCUGACCCGCACCCGCGCCUCUACCAUUCCGUAAACUUGACUGACCCGUACGAACGUGUCGCGUUUCCCGCAGGCUGGGCGGCGCAACUGAACUGCGUCCACGCAGAGGACCUUGACCCACCAACGACUGUGCACAUGCUUGACAAAGCGAGCUGGCUGACGGCGGUCAUCGAGCAGCUCGUGUUCGACCUCGUCUCGCAGACAGUGUCGUGCACAUUUAUCAGCGGGCCGACGCUGCAAUGGUCAUUCGCGGCGCAGAACGCGUGCGUGGAAGCGCUCGAGGGCGUACUCACGGACCUUGUGCAGUCGCAGGUCGAGGCGCGCAGGGAGCGCGUGGCGGCGACGCCCAAGUACGAGCCCCACCCGGAAAUGUUCCCCCAGCCGGUGUCGGUCAAGCCUGGGAAACACAAGAAGCAGCGCUCUCUGCUGUCUACGCUGUUCUCCGGUUUCAACAAGCUGAGUUUGAGCUCGGGCCAGGAUAAUUCUUGUGCUAGCCCAUCUCCGACACGUUCGGCGUUCUCUAGCCCGUCACCCACUCGCUCGACGUUCUCCAGCCCUUCACCGACUCGCUCGACAUUUUCCAGUCCGUCCCCCACUCGCUCGACGUUCUCGCCACCCUCAUCGCCAUCACGUCCGUCCAGGAUAUCGUGGAAGCCCACCGUCACGUUUCUGCCGCUGUCAAAGAAGAUUCCGCUGCCCCAACCGCCACCAUGCCUACGAUCAAACAUGCUCGAGGCGCGCGCACGCUCAGCCUUGGUAGACGCGUUCCGCCAAUUUGUUGUCUCGGAGCUGAAGACACGCUUCCAACUCGGUCCUAAUUACGUGACGUGGGUCGCGCACAACAUGCUACGGCGCACGGAGGACCAGAUGGCGUGGCUCGUCCAAGAGGCUGGCGGCGUCGCGCCGAGCCUUAUGGACACAGCGCCCCCUCGGACGCGCAGUCUGACGGCGUCAGACAUGUCAGGCUCGACGCUCGUGUCCGUCGCAGAGGCACCGUUCUAUGACGACGACGUGGACGAGCAGUCGAUGACGGAUAGCACGAGCACGGAGACGGACGGCUCGUCAGUGCACACCCCCGUCGACUCGCAUGCGGUCUCACCCUUUGCGCCCCCGGCGUCCUCCAGCACGGACAUCCACCUCCCGCGGCAGCACGUCCCUCGCUCGCCGUCACCAGCCGAGUUCUCGCCCGAGGAUCUCGCUGAGUACACUGCGCUAUCUGCGCAGUGCCUGCGCCUACGGCAGCUCGUCUCGGGCAUGGAUGCGGCGCGCGCCGGCAUGUUGCAAGACGAGCGCAGCUUCCUCGCGGUGCUCGAGGUGAAGAGCCGGCGACGCGCGUGGUCAAACUGCGCGUUCAUGGGCAGCGCGACGCUCGCGGGCGUCGGACUCGCGAUGCCGUUUCGCAGCUCGCCCCUCGCGCGCUGCGAGGCGGUCACGCCCGAGCUCCUCGAUGCGCGCAUGCUCGAGACAACAACGGGCGAGCACAACCUGUCGACGCUGUUCCCUGUCAGCGAGGAGGACGAGGAGGACGGGGUGCCUGCGCAGGUUGUCACGUUGCAGGCGAUGGAGAGUGGGCUGCUUCAGCGGCCGCCGAUGCGCUCUCGGACGCACAGUAUGCAUCCCGUGCAUGGACUAGACAUGGCCCUGGCACAGGAGGCAGAUACGCCAAGGCUUCUAGCGUAUCCGACACCGCCACCCACGGGUGUGCCCGUGUCAGCACAGCAGACGCUCCCGGCGACGGCGUUGCUAUUCCAGCCUCUCAAGAAACCCAUGUUGGAGUCGCAGACGAAGUUGGAUCUGUUCGAUACGGAGCACGGGGAUGAUAGUGUCGCACCGGAGUUCACGCUGUCAAUGGACCUGCCGCCUCCAUAUGCGAAAAUCGACGGGCGCCGCACUCACGAUGGCUGGAUCGGUGCGCCUGGGGUUGCUAGACUCUCAUUAUUACGGAUUUUCUGGUCGCUCUGGACCCUCGGCAUCUUGAGCACGCUGCACACGAAGAAGUACCGCGACAAAUUUGGCUUCAUUCAUUGA